Nymphaea colorata (pocket water lily) is the source of this 1806-nucleotide messenger RNA. RefSeq lists its product as uncharacterized. NCBI's taxonomy places the organism in Eukaryota, Viridiplantae, Streptophyta, Magnoliopsida, Nymphaeales, Nymphaeaceae. The record is from RefSeq and is a predicted model, not a curated record. Bases 183 to 1379 code for a protein of 398 amino acids. The transcript has 2 exons.
CGUGAUUAAGAGUUAAGACGGCCGCCAACCCGCCUUUGAUGCGCAUCAAACCUGUUGGCCAUGGCGGACGCCGUCUCAUAUUGCUCUGCCCUUGCCAAGUAUUCAUGUUUACAGUAAGCGAUAGACUUCUGAAAUUCAAGCAGAAACUUAGCUUUCCCUGGAGGAUAGCCUGAACGCAUAUAAUGUAUAUUACAAGACCUCUUUCUCUAUUCAAGAGAGACCCUUCAGCUUCGGGGCUACUGCCGCCGGAGGGUCCUCACUCAGGUUACCUCGUCCUCCGGGACCAAGUUGAUGAGCUAGGGGAGAGGGGCACGGAAACGUGUUGCUUUGGCUUCUGCGAGGACGACGACGUUACUGCUCUGCCCUUCCCUCAAGACAAGCUGCUGGCCGUGAAAUAUGCCCAGAGCACGGGAGAGACGAAAACCUACUACGAUGACAAUGCUUUCUUCCUCCCCGUUCUUGGGCAGCCCUUAUCAUCCAACCUCUAUUAUGUUGUUAAAGCAGACGGCCGAAAAACAAAAGGGUUGGUCUACGCAUGUUCCACGGAAGAGAACAUGAGCGCAUGCUGCUUCUGCAAAUGCGUGGAAGACGUGAAGCCCACGCGCCUCAACCCCAACAACGUCUACCAGCAGAUGAAGAUAAUCAGCCGCCGUCGUGGAUUCGCGACCGAAUCUGUUGCACCUAAUGGCUUCCCACCUGAGUUUUUACGCCGAAAAGGAUGGAGAGUAUCUGCAUCUGCGCUGCCGGGCGACCUGAAGUUAAUGGAAGCUGAUGGCUUGAACGCCUCACUCAGAUUAAGACUGCCGGAUUUUGACUUCCAGAUAUCGCAGAAGGGAUCCAACAUCGUGACAGUGGGAGAAUGGUACUGCCCAUUCGUGUUCAUUGAAGAGAUCGGUGGGGGUCUGGCAAUUGUCAAGGAUCAGAUGAAAGCGAGUGUGUAUUACAAAAUAACUCUUGAGCAGCAGUGGGUUGAGAUUUUUAAAGCAGGAAGGAAGGAAAAUGAGACUACGGUUGCAGUUAACACGAGCAUCUGCAGGGAAGAGGCUCUGCUUGGUGGGGUGGAGGCCAUUGUGGACGAGGAGAGGAGAAAAGAAGAUGGUAUGGUAUUGAUGAGGGGUAGAAACAGUGUGGGAGGCUUGACUGGGAUUGGAUUGAGCACAGUGGUCCUGGAGAAGAUGAGAAAUGAGCAGAUGAUGAGAGAGGGGGUGGAGAAGGAAGUGAGGGUGGUGAGAGAUUUUGACUGUGAGCAGAGUGAUCAGUGGAAUGAGUUUGGAUGUUAUGUUCUAUCAGAGAGGUAUAUGUUGAAGAAGGCUGAUGGCAGUGUGGUGUUCACUUGCUGUUUCAAGCAUCCCCAUCAAAUUCGGCCAAAGUGGGAGUGAGUUUGUCAUGUUUUUUUAGCGAUGUGCGCUUGAUUUGGCUGCCAAGGUGGUGCUAAGACAAAGUUGUGUUUAGAAGACUAGAAUCUUUGAAAACUUCAUUGAUGUCUAAAUUGAAGAGGACAAUGAAUGAACAGAAGUUGCAGUGAAUGUGCAGAAGAGACACAAUUGAAGGAGUCCUUCUAGUAAAGGAACCAGCAUAAAUGUGUUCAUUUCUCCACCGGCUUGAGGCAAGGUAGCGCAUUAAAUAAAGAUGUUCGGUAAACAUGAAUAUUUAAGAGCAGACAGGUUUAUAGUGAAGCACAAAAAGUAUGGGCAGUUUGUAAGAUUCGAAGACUAACUAGCUAAACUACUGUAUAUGUGGUGAACAAUGUAUCAUUCUAUUUCUGAAUUGAUAAUAAAGUCCAUGGAGUGAUAAAAGAUCGUUGAA